CAGACUUGCUGAGGGUGGAAGAAGAGCGACUCGAUGGGAUACUAUCAUUGAGGAGAGAACAACUCGAUGGGUAUAAAGUAAGUAAAAGAACCGACGGAAAUCGAGGCGUCGUGCGGCGCGCAGUAGGCGACGCGAUCCCUACAGGUACCGCUGCCGACGACAUCGUCGGCCGACCACUCUCUACUGCUGCUGCAGGCCGCCACCUCGCCGCUCCCGUAGCAACAGCUUUCGGAACCACCAAAAUCCCUCUGGUCGCCGGCCCGGUCGACCAACCUACGUCGAGAUCAUGCCGCCUCGGGUGAAACAAAGUUGAGAAGUAAUAGGCUGCAGGAACAUCUCCAAGAUGAAGUGAGGAUAUUAACUAGGAAGAUGACAUGGCUUCUCGGACAAAGCUCUCUGGCUUGCAAAGGCAGGUGUUAGGGCUAUACAGGGAGUUUCUUCGGGCAGCUCGUCUAAAGGAACCAGAAGAGCGUUUAAGGAUUGAAUCUAUUGUCUCAGCUGAGUUUCGCCAGAAUGCGAUGAAUGUCGACCGCAAGAAUUUCCUAUACAUCGAGUAUUUACUCCGUCGAGGCAAGAAGCAGCUUGAGCAACUGAAGAGCCCUGAUACUCUGAGAUUAUCUACUUUGGAAGUAGGGAAAACGCCUCAGUAAGUAGAUCUUUCUCUUGAUAAGUUUUUGUUGUAUACCUUUUGACAAAGAGGACAUGGACAUUUGGUGAUUCUAUUAUCAACUAGUGUUGUUACACUUGCUCACAUGGAUUAAUGUAGUGAUCUUAAUGACUGGAAAGAGUUUUUGCAUGAGAAAUCUGUUUCAGCUU
This is a messenger RNA of Musa acuminata subsp. malaccensis (wild Malaysian banana), 816 nucleotides long. NCBI's taxonomy places the organism in Eukaryota, Viridiplantae, Streptophyta, Magnoliopsida, Zingiberales, Musaceae. The record is from RefSeq and is a predicted model, not a curated record.